CUAAGGAGCAAGCCAAAGAUAAACACGUAGCCAGACGAACAGGGGCGAGGAUAAUACAUAUUAUAGAGGGGCUACCGUGAAAAGAUCGAAAUGGAGUAGGAGCUAACAAUACAGAGAUUUUAGCAGGCAAGGAGACUUUUUCAAAUUAACAAAGAAGCAAGUCUUCCGCAGACAUCGAGUCGUAUCUGUAGCCGAAUCCAAAAUGGUGCGAGCAGCCUUGGUGACCGCCACCAGCCUGGCUCUGACCGGGGCCGUGGUGGCACACGCUUACCUCCUCAAAAACCAGUUCUACCCGACCGUGGUCUACCUCACCAAGAGCAGCCCCAGUAUGGCGGUGUUGUACAUCCAGGCCUUUGUGUUGGUGUUUCUGCUGGGAAAGUUCAUGAGGAAGGUCUUCUUCGGACAGCUAAGGGCUGCGGAAAUGGAGCAUCUCAUCGAGCGCUCCUGGUAUGCCGUGACCGAGACGUGCCUGGCCUUCACCGUCUUCAGGGACGACUUCUCCCCACGCUUCGUCGCCCUCUUCACCCUCCUGCUCUUCCUCAAGUGCUUCCACUGGCUGGCUGAGGACAGGGUGGACUUUAUGGAACGCAGUCCGAACAUAUCCUGGAUUUUUCACUUCCGAGUGUUAUCUCUCAUGGGACUGCUGGCUAUCCUGGACUUCCUGUUUGUUAACCACGCCUGCCACAGCAUCAUCACCAGAGGAGCCUCAGUUCAGCUCGUCUUUGGAUUUGAGUACGCCAUCCUGAUGACCAUGGUGCUGACCACCUUCAUUAAGUACCUCCUGCACACCGUGGACCUGCAGAGUGAGAACCCCUGGGACAACAAGGCCGUCUACAUGCUCUACACCGAGCUCUUCACAGGUUUCAUCAAAGUGCUGUUGUACAUCGCCUUCAUGACCAUCAUGAUCAAGGUCCACACCUUCCCUCUGUUUGCCAUCCGGCCCAUGUAUCUGGCUAUGAGGCAGUUCAAGAAAGCUGUAACAGAUGCUAUAAUGUCUCGGAGAGCCAUCCGCAACAUGAACACACUAUACCCUGAUGCCACUCCUGAAGACCUGCUGGCCUCUGACAACGUCUGCAUCAUCUGCCGAGAGGAAAUGGUCACGGGAGCCAAGAAACUGCCUUGUAAUCACAUUUUCCACUCCAGCUGUCUCCGCUCCUGGUUCCAGAGACAGCAGACCUGCCCGACCUGUCGUAUGGACGUUCUGCGUGCGACCACUAACAAUCAGACUCCAGCCCCCGCCCAGGCUCCGCCCCCUGCUCCUGCAGCCCCCGCCAACGCCCCCGCAGCCCCGCCCCCCAAUGUGGCCCCAGGCAUGUUACCUGGCUUCCCCCCCGGCGUCUUCCCCUUCUGGGGUCCCUUCCCUGCAGUGCACCCCCCUGCUGCAGCCGCCGCAGCCCCCGGGAACACCAACGCUCCUCAGAGCAGCACAGAGGCCGCACAGGCAGCCGGGAGCGCGGCCGGUUCGUCGACUGCAGACGCGGCGGCAGGUGCAGCUGCUCCAGGAUCAGCCAUCCCAGGCUUCCCCUUCUCCUUCCCCCCGCCCCCCUUCCCCUCUGCACCGUGGAUGCCCAUGCCUCCACCUCCCCCCUUCGUGUCUUCAAUGCCCCCCCCUCCCCCCUCCCUGUCCCAGCUGUCAGAGGAGGAGCUGAGGCAGCUGGAGGCAGACGGUCGUCAGGGUCUGGAGGCUCGGCUGCAGUGUCUGCAGAACAUCCACACGCUGCUGGACGCCGCCAUGCUCAACAUCCACCACUACCUCAGCACCGUGGCCACACUCAGUCCUCCCCGGGCUGAGGCCAGCACUGCAGAAGCCAGCGGGACAAACACCACCCCCCCCUCUGCUUCUGCUGAACCCCCCGCAGCCAGCACCAGCACAGACAGCCAGGAGAAGGACUCCAGCAGCUCUGAGCAGGCAGAAGCAGCUUCUUCUCAGGCGGCCGACUCUACAUCCAUCGCCUCAGACAUGGACACAAAAGAGGAGACGGAGGAUGGAGUGGCGGGGGGGGAUGGAGAGGAGGACGCAGAGCCCAACGCCUCAGAGCUGAGGCGCCGCCGCCUCCGUAAGCUGGAGACGUCGUCGCCGUCCUCCUCUCCGCCUCCGGACAACUGAUCCCCGCGCUCUGACUCGGACAUUUCGCCGUGGACCGACAGAAACUCUGAUCCUACGCUGCCGCCGCGGUCCUUUCUUCCCCGCGACCUCCCACAGGCUCAGGUUUUGGAACUGUGUCGACCCGGACUCAGGACGCGAUGAUCGGUGCCGCCUUUCUGGAGUGUUUCUGCGUCGGAAAAGCAAUAGCACCACCUUUUUAAGGAAACCUAGAAUGACCACUGCAAUAACACUGCAGGUGUUUGAGAGUUUAAUCAGGCGGGAGAGGAAUUUCAAACCUUUAUUUGGUCAAUGUGAGAGAGACGGUGUUCGGAUUUGUGUUUGGUAGUUUUACUGUCGGUGAGGUCCUCGCCUGCACUUUGAUUUGUCUUUUUCUUAAUUCCGAUUCAUCGACAUGUUACACCUGGAUCCAGAUCCAGUGAAUUCAAAUCAAAGGGGAAGUAGUUCAAACUGCUUUGGCUUCACUUUUCAUUUUUUUCAUUUUAACAUCAUCAUCAUCCAUCUUCUGUUGCCGCUGCGAUCGCUGUAACAUACUGAUUUAUUUGAAUGUGUACAUACUGUAUAAAGAGUUUUAAUAGGAUGAUCUGUACAUAAUGCAGAAUAAACUGUUUGACUGAAGAGGCGCGGCACGUAUGUGGGAGUGUGUGUGUUCACAGAGGGAUGCCGCAGAGGUGGAAUGUGUUGAAGUGAAGCUCGUAGACUGUGAGCACUUUUUGUGUCAGAGUUUAAAUGUUGCCUUUGAAAUAAAGAUUGGGCUUUAAAAUGUAA
Molecule: messenger RNA, 2872 nt
Organism: Notothenia coriiceps (black rockcod)
Lineage: Eukaryota; Metazoa; Chordata; Actinopteri; Perciformes; Nototheniidae
Gene: syvn1
Product: synovial apoptosis inhibitor 1, synoviolin
Exons: 16
Coding region: 203-2107 (634 amino acids)
Biological process (GO): proteasome-mediated ubiquitin-dependent protein catabolic process; ERAD pathway
Cellular component (GO): endomembrane system
Molecular function (GO): ubiquitin protein ligase activity
Source: RefSeq, a predicted model, not a curated record